Auxenochlorella protothecoides is the source of this 2376-nucleotide messenger RNA. RefSeq names its product Vacuolar protein sorting-associated protein 35. Gene Ontology annotation, biological process: retrograde transport, endosome to Golgi; intracellular protein transport. The record is from RefSeq and is a predicted model, not a curated record. Bases 1 to 2376 code for a protein of 791 amino acids. Lineage: Eukaryota; Viridiplantae; Chlorophyta; Trebouxiophyceae; Chlorellales; Chlorellaceae. The transcript has 13 exons. Gene Ontology annotation, cellular component: retromer complex; late endosome; retromer, cargo-selective complex.
AUGGCCGCGACACUGAGCAGUGCCCCACGAGGAGAUGUGGUGGGUCAGAAUCAGUGGCUGAAGGAGGCCAUCGUCAACAUCAAGCGGAAUGCGUAUGGACUGCGGAAGGCCAUGGACGAGGACAACGUUAAGGAUGCCCUUCGCUACUCCGCGGCGAUGCUUGGGGAGCUGCGGACCUCCUCUCUGGGUCCGCAGAAGUACUACGAAAUGUACAUGCAGGUCUCAGACCAGCUGCAUUUCCUGACGGAGUACUUCGCGGAUGAGCACAGGAAGGGGCGAUCCUACGCUGACCUCUAUGAGUUGGUCCAGCAUGCGGGCAACCUCCUGCCCCGGCUGUACCUGCUCUGCACCGUGGGGGCUUGUUACAUCCGAUCCCGGCAAGCCCCCGCCAAGCUGAUCCUGAGGGAUGUGGCAGAGCUGUGUCGGGGUGUGCAGCACCCAACCCGGGGUCUAUUCCUGCGAGCCUACCUAGUACAGGCCUACCGCAGCCUGCUGCCCGCCACCGGCAGUCCCUACGAGAGCCCGGAGGGCGGCAACGUGGAGGACGCGGCCGACUUCCUCCUGCUCAACUUCACGGAGAUGAACAAGCUGUGGGUGCGGCUGCAGCACCAGGGCGGCUCCGCGGACCAGGGCAGGCGCGAGACGGAGCGCCGGGAGCUGGCGGACCUGGUGGGCAAGAACCUGACCUACAUCUCCCAGCUGGAGGGCCUCACCUUUGCGGCCUACCAGAACCGGGUCCUGCCCAGGGUGCUGGAGCAGGUGGUGAGCUGCCGCGACGAGCUGGCGCAGCAGUACCUCAUGCAGGCCCUGAUCCUCGCCUUCCCGGAUGACUUCCACCUGGGCACGCUGGGCACGCUGCUGGACGCCCUGCCGGGCCUGCAGCCCGGGGUCAAGGUCGCCACCGUCCUGUCCAGCCUGCUCGACCGCCUCGCAUCGUAUGCGGGCGCCAACCCGACGGCGGUGGGCCAGAUGACGGAGCAGGACGCGUUUGGCACACUGGCCGGCGUGGCGCUGCGCGUGACUCAGCGCCACCCGGACACGCUGGUCGCUGAUGUGGCGGGCAUGUACGCGGCGCUGCUCGCCUUUGCGGGCACGGUCUACCCCGAACGCCUCGAGCAUGUGGACAUGGUGCUCGGCAACUGCCACGACGCCCUGCGCUCGCGCGGCACCGUGCCGGCGGGAAAGGCGGAGCGGGAGGUGGUGGCCCUCCUUUCCACCCCGCUGAACAAGUACGACGUCGUCACAGUGCUGGGCCUGAAGCAGUACCCCGCCGUGCUGAGCCUGCUGAGGCCAAACAUGCAGCGCGAGGUGGCGCUGAACAUCGCGCAGUCGCUGCUGCGCAGGGGGGCCAGGAUCUCCAGCGCGGAGCACGCCGGGCUGCUGCUCGGCCUCCUAGCCCCGCUCCUGCACGACGUGGAUGGCAUCGAGCUGGACUCCUCGGACAUCGAGGAUGACUCGGCGCUGGUCGCGCGCGUCGUGCACGUUAUGGUCGCCGCCGACAGCGACGAGCAGCACCGCGUCCUGGACGUGCUCCAGGCGGCCCUGUUCCCCGCCGAGGCCUGGGCCAAGCGCGUGCACGCCGCCGUCUCCGCUCUCGCGGCCGUCCCCGCAGCCGACGCGGCGCUGGCGCUCUUCCUUGUCGCCGCGGCGGUGGCCAGCGAGAGCGCACGCCUGGAGCUGGUCACCUACGACCUCUUCGAGCAGGCCUUCCUGCUGUACGAGGAGUCGGUGCCGGACAGCCGGCGCCAGGCGAGCGCGCUGGCCGCCAUCGUGGGCACGCUGCACCGCUGCCGGGUGCUGGACGCCGACGCACGCGGCGCGCUGGUGCACAAGGCCGCGGGCUACUGCUCCAAGUUGCUGCGCCGCGCCGACCAGUGCCUGGCGGUGCUGGCGGUGUCCCACCUGUACUACCAGGAGGAGAGGGCGGAGGAGGGGGCGGAGGAGACCGACGCCUCGCAGAGCGACGCGACGGGUGCCCACCCCGCGCCACCAGGCGCUGGGCAGGACCCCCCGCCCCACCCCGCGGUGCGGGACGGCGCGGCCGUGCUUUCCUGCCUGAAGCGCGCGCUGCGCAUCACGCACGCGCAGCAGCAGCAGCUGCUGCAGACGGGGCGGGGCGAGCUGGAGGGGCCGGGCUUCCUUUUCGUGGAGAUCCUGAACCACUACCUGUACUACUACGAGCGCGGCGUGGCCGCCAUCACCCUCUCCGCCCUGCAGAACAUGGUGGACCUGGUGGCCAGCGAGCUGUCCAGCGAGGCGUGCAAGGAAAGCGAGACGCUGCAGACCUUUUACGCCAACACGCUCGACCACGUGCGCCGCCAGCAGGGCGGCGACGGCGCGGGGCUCUACGCCGGGCUGCGCCUCGGCGCGCACUGA